Messenger RNA from Gopherus flavomarginatus (Mexican gopher tortoise), 18465 nucleotides. RefSeq names its product serine-rich adhesin for platelets-like. NCBI's taxonomy places the organism in Eukaryota, Metazoa, Chordata, Testudines, Testudinidae. The transcript is spliced from 6 exons. The record is from RefSeq and is a predicted model, not a curated record. The coding region runs from base 1 to 18465 and encodes 6154 amino acids. Gene Ontology annotation, molecular function: protein binding.
AUGGGCAGCACAAGUAGCGAUACAACUGACACAGAAUCCAACAGCCCACCUGCCCUCACAUACAAAGUCUCCUAUACUACUUCUGCAGCUUCUGAGUUGGGUGAUAAAAGUACAACUUUUGUAAAAACCAAUCCAGUGACUCAUCUAAGCACUAGAGCAGAGACCCCAGCAGAAAUAUCUUCCAACAGUCCAGCCACAACUGGAUUCUCCACAGAAACAACUCUGCCUUUGUCAACAACAAGCACAACGGAUGACCCAGCAACCUUAAACCCCUUACAAACAGUAUCCAGCACCUCUUCCUCCUCACCUGUAUCAGAGAGUGAUUCCCAGGCAAGCGAGCAAACUGCUUCUAAUGCUGUCAGUGAGCACGUCUCUACUGCAACAAGCAACGCACGCACUGAAGAAACAUCCUCUACUCAUUCUGCCCCUGUCAUGAAAUCCAGCUUGGGCAGCACAUCCACGAAAGGUGCAUUCUCACUAGUUACCUCUGAACCGAAUACACAGGAGGACAUAACAACUUCCUCUAACCGAAGAACUGUGAACGAUGUAAAAGCAACAGACUGGAGCCAUUCUUCACUGCAUUCCACUGCUGCAGAGACACCUAGCACAGAUAGAGAGACAUCAGCUCUUCCAGGGAGCACUGUUAUUCUGGACAGCAGCACAGUGGCAUCAACUGCAACAUCCCGUUUGAUCACAAAUAUUCCUCCGCAGACAGAGGUUUCUAAAAUCACUGGCAGUAGCAAUACCGUUCCAAGGACAAUAUCAAUGGACAGCACAAGUAGCGAUACAACUGAUAUAGAAUCCAACAGCCCACCUGCCCUCACAUACAAAGUCUCCUCUACUACUUCUGUAGCUUCUGAGUUGGGUGAUAAAAGUACAACUUUUGUAGGAACCAAUCCAAUGACUCACCUAAGCACUACAGCAGGGACCCCAGCAGAAAUAUCUUCCAACAGUCCAGCCACAACUGGAUUCUCCACAGUAACAACUCUGCCUUUGUCAAUAAGAAGCACGAGGGAUGGCCCAGCAACUUUAAACCCCUUAGAAACAGAAUCCAGCACCUCUUCUUCCUCCUCACCUGUAUCAAAGAAUGAUUCCCAGGCGAGCGAGCAAACUGCUUCUAAUGCUGUCAGUGGGCACAUCUCUACUGUCACAAAUAAUGCUCCCAGUGAAGAAACAUCUUCUACAACUUCUGCGACUGUCACGGAAUCGAGCCUGGGCAUUAUAUCCACCAAAGGUGCAUUGUCACCAGUUACCUCUGAACCCAGUACAGAGGAGGACAUAAUAUCUUCCUCUAACCAUAGAACUGUGAACGAUGUAACAGCAAGAGACCGGAGCCAAUCCUCACUGCAUUCCACUGCUGCAGAGACACCCAGCACAGAUACAGAGACGUCAGCUCUUCCAGCGAGCACUGUUAUUGUGGACAGCAGCACAGUGGCACCAACUGCAACAUCCCGUUUGACCACAAAUAUUCCUCCGCAGACACAGGUUUCUCAAAUCACUGGCAGUAGUAAUACCGUUCCAAAGACAACAUCCAUGGAUAGCACAAGUAGUGGUACAACUGAUACAGAAUCCAACAGCCCACCUUCCCUCACAAACAAAGUCACCUCUACUUCUUCUGUAGCUUCUGAGUUGGGUGAUAAAAGUACAACUUUUGUAGGAACCAAUCCAGUGACUCACCUAAGCACUACAGCAGAGACCCCAGCAGAAAUAUCUUCCAACAGUCCAGCCACAACUGGAUUCUCCACAGAAACAACUCUGCCUUUGUCAACAACAAGCACAAGGGAUGGCCCAGCAACUUUAAACCCCUUAGAAACAGAAUCCAGCACCUCUUCUUCCUCCUCACCUGUAUCAAAGAAUGAUUCCGAGGCAAGCAAGCAAACUGCUUCUAAUGCUGUCAGUGGGCACGGCUCUACUGUCACAAGGAAUGGACACACUGAAGAAAUAUCUUCUACACCUUCUGCGACUGUCACGGAAUCCAGCUUUGGCAUUACAUCCACCAAAGGUGCAUUGUCAACAGUUACCUCUGAACCGAAUACAGAGGAGGACAUAACAACUUCCUUUAACCAGAGAACUGUGAACGAUGUAACAGCAACAGACCGGAGCGAUUCCUCACUGCAUUCAACUGCUGCAGAGACACCCAGCAGAGAUACAGAGAUGUCAGCUCUUCCAGUGAGCACUGUUAUUCUGGACAGCAACACAGUGGCACCAACUACAACAUCCCGUUUGACCACAAAAAUUCCGCCGCAGACAGAGGUUUCUCAAAUCACUGUCAUUAGUAAUACCGUUCCAAAGACAGCACCCAUGGGCAGCACAAGUAGCGAUACAACUGAUACAGAAUCCAACAGCCCACCUGCCCUCACAAACAAAGUCUCCUCUACUGCUUCUUUAGCUUCUGAGUUGGGUGAGAAAAGUACAACUUUUGUGGGAACCAAUCCAGUGACUCACCUAAGCACUAGAGCAGAGACCCCAGCAGAAAUAUCUUCCAACAGUCCAGCCACAACUGGAUUCUCCACAGAAACAACUCUGCCUUUGUCAACAACACACGCAAGGGAUGGCCCAGCAACUUCAAACCGCUUAGAAACAGAAUCCAGCACCUCUUCUUCCUCCUCACCUGUAUCAAUGAGUGAUUCGCAGGCAAGCGACCAAACUGCUUCUAAUGCUGUCAGUGAGCACGGCUCUACUGCCACAAGCAAUGCACGCACUGAAGAAACAUCCUCUACUCCUUCUGCGACUGUCACGGAAUCCAGCCUGGGCAUUACGUCCACCAAAGGUGCAUUGUCACUAGCUACCUCUGAACCGAAUACACAGGAGGACAUAACAUCUUCCUCUAACCAACGAACUCUGAACGAUGUAACAGCAAGAGACUGGAGCGAUUCCUCACUGCAUUCCACUGCUGCAGAGACACCCAGCAUAGAUAGAGAGACGUCAGCUCUUCCAGUGAGCACUGUUAUUGUGGACAGCAGCACAGUAGCACCAACUGCAACAUCCCGUUUGACCACAAAUAUUCCUCCGCAGACAGAGGUUUCUGAAAUCACUGGCAGUAGUAAUACCGUUCCAAAGACAGUACCCAUGGGCAGCACAAGUAGCGAUACAACUGACACAGAAUCCAACAGCCCACCUGCCCUCACAUACAAAGUCUCCUAUACUACUUCUGCAGCUUCUGAGUUGGGUGAUAAAAGUACAACUUUUGUAAAAACCAAUCCAGUGACCCAUCUAAGCACUAGAGCAGAGACCCCAGCAGAAAUAUCUUCCAACAGUCCAGCCACAACUGGAUUCUCCACAGAAACAACUCUGCCUUUGUCAACAACAAGCACAACGGAUGACCCAGCAACCUUAAACCCCUUAGAAACAGUAUCCAGCACCUCUUCCUCCUCACCUGUAUCAGAGAGUGAUUCCCAGGCAAGCGAGCAAACUGCUUCUAACGCUGUCAGUGAGCACGUCUCUACUGCAACAAGCAACGCACGCACUGAAGAAACAUCCUCUACUCCUUCUGCCCCUGUCACGAAAUCCAGCUUGGGCAGCACAUCCACGAAAGGUGCAUUCUCACUAGUUACCUCUGAACCGAAUACACAGGAGGACAUAACAACUUCCUCUAACCAAAGAACUGUGAACGAUGUAAAAGCAACAGACUGGAGCCAUUCCUCACUGCAUUCCACUGCUGCAGAGACACCUAGCACAGAUAGAGAGACAUCAGCUCUUCCAGGGAGCACUGUUAUUCUGGACAGCAGCACAGUGACAUCAACUGCAACAUCCCGUUUGAUCACAAAUAUUCCUCCGCAGACAGAGGUUUCUAAAAUCACUGGCAGUAGCAAUACCGUUCCAAGGACAAUAUCAAUGGACAGCACAAGUAGCGAUACAACUGAUAUAGAAUCCAACAGCCCACCUGCCCUCACAUACAAAGUCUCCUCUACUACUUCUGUAGCUUCUGAGUUGGGUGAUAAAAGUACAACUUUUGUAGGAACCAAUCCAAUGACUCACCUAAGCACUACAGCAGGGACCCCAGCAGAAAUAUCUUCCAACAGUCCAGCCACAACUGGAUUCUCCACAGUAACAACUCUGCCGUGGUCAAUAAGAAGCACGAGGGAUGGCCCAGCAACUUUAAACCCCUUAGAAACAGAAUCCAGCACCUCUUCUUCCUCCUCACCUGUAUCAAAGAAUGAUUCCCAGGCGAGCGAGCAUACUGCUUCUAAUGCUGUCAGUGGGCACAUCUCUACUGUCACAAGUAAUGCUCCCAGUGAAGAAACAUCUUCUACAACUUCUGCGACUGUCACGGAAUCGAGCCUGGGCAUUAUAUCCACCAAAGGUGCAUUGUCACCAGUUACCUCUGAACCCAGUACAGAGGAGGACAUAAUAUCUUCCUCUAACCAUAGAACUGUGAACGAUGUAACAGCAAGAGACCGGAGCCAAUCCUCACUGCAUUCCACUGCUGCAGAGACACCCAGCACAGAUACAGAGACGUCAGCUCUUCCAGCGAGCACUGUUAUUGUGGACAGCAGCACAGUGGCACCAACUGCAACAUCCCGUUUGACCACAAAUAUUCCUCCGCAGACACAGGUUUCUCAAAUCACUGGCAGUAGUAAUACCGUUCCAAAGACAACAUCCAUGGAUAGCACAAGUAGUGGUACAACUGAUACAGAAUCCAACAGCCCACCUUCCCUCACAAACAAAGUCACCUCUACUUCUUCUGUAGCUUCUGAGUUGGGUGAUAAAAGUACAACUUUUGUAGGAACCAAUCCAGUGACUCACCUAAGCACUACAGCAGAGACCCCAGCAGAAAUAUCUUCCAACAGUCCAGCCACAACUGGAUUCUCCACAGAAACAACUCUGCCUUUGUCAACAACAAGCACAAGGGAUGGCCCAGCAACUUUAAACCCCUUAGAAACAGAAUCCAGCACCUCUUCUUCCUCCUCACCUGUAUCAAAGAAUGAUUCCGAGGCAAGCAAGCAAACUGCUUCUAAUGCUGUCAGUGGGCACGGCUCUACUGUCACAAGGAAUGGACACACUGAAGAAAUAUCUUCUACACCUUCUGCGACUGUCACGGAAUCCAGCUUUGGCAUUACAUCCACCAAAGGUGCAUUGUCAACAGUUACCUCUGAACCGAAUACAGAGGAGGACAUAACAACUUCCUUUAACCAGAGAACUGUGAACGAUGUAACAGCAACAGACCGGAGCGAUUCCUCACUGCAUUCAACUGCUGCAGAGACACCCAGCAGAGAUACAGAGAUGUCAGCUCUUCCAGUGAGCACUGUUAUUCUGGACAGCAACACAGUGGCACCAACUACAACAUCCCGUUUGACCACAAAAAUUCCGCCGCAGACAGAGGUUUCUCAAAUCACUGGCAUUAGUAAUACCGUUCCAAAGAAAGCACCCAUGGGCAGCACAAGUAGCGAUACAACUGAUACAGAAUCCAACAGCCCACCUGCCCUCACAAACAAAGUCUCCUCUACUGCUUCUUUAGCUUCUGAGUUGGGUGAGAAAAGUACAACUUUUGUGGGAACCAAUCCAGUGACUCACCUAAGCACUAGAGCAGAGACCCCAGCAGAAAUAUCUUCCAACAGUCCAGCCACAACUGGAUUCUCCACAGAAACAACUCUGCCUUUGUCAACAACACACGCAAGGGAUGGCCCAGCAACUUCAAACCGCUUAGAAACAGAAUCCAGCACCUCUUCUUCCUCCUCACCUGUAUCAAAAAGUGAUUCCCAGGCAAGCGAGCAAACUGCUUCUAAUGCUGUCAGUGGGCGUGGCUCUACUGCCACAAGCAAUGCACGCACUGAAGAAACAUCCUCUACUCCUUCUGUGACUGUCACAGAAUCCAGCCUGGGCAUUACGUCCACGAAAGGUGCAUUGUCACUAGCUACCUCUGAACUGAAUACACAGGAGGACAUAACAUCUUCCUCUAACCAACGAACUCUGAACGAUGUAACAGCAAGAGACUGGAGCGAUUCCUCACUGCAUUCCACUGCUGCAGAGACACCCAGCAUAGAUAGAGAGACGUCAGCUCUUCCAGUGAGCACUGUUAUUGUGGACAGCAGCACAGUAGCUCCAACUGCAACAUCCCGUUUGACCACAAAUAUUCCUCCGCAGACAGAGGUUUCUGAAAUCACUGGCAGUAGUAAUACCGUUCCAAAGACAGUACCCAUGGGCAGCACAAGUAGCGAUACAACUGACACAGAAUCCAACAGCCCACCUGCCCUCACAUACAAAGUCUCCUAUACUACUUCUGCAGCUUCUGAGUUGGGUGAUAAAAGUACAACUUUUGUAAAAACCAAUCCAGUGACUCAUCUAAGCACUAGAGCAGAGACCCCAGCAGAAAUAUCUUCCAACAGUCCAGCCACAACUGGAUUCUCCACAGAAACAACUCUGCCUUUGUCAACAACAAGCACAACGGAUGACCCAGCAACCUUAAACCCCUUACAAACAGUAUCCAGCACCUCUUCCUCCUCACCUGUAUCAGAGAGUGAUUCCCAGGCAAGCGAGCAAACUGCUUCUAAUGCUGUCAGUGAGCACGUCUCUACUGCAACAAGCAACACACGCACUGAAGAAACAUCCUCUACUCCUUCUGCCCCUGUCACGAAAUCCAGCUUGGGCAGCACAUCCACGAAAGGUGCAUUCUCACUAGUUACCUCUGAACUGAAUACACAGGAGGACAUAACAACUUCCUCUAACCAAAGAACUGUGAACGAUGUAAAAGCAACAGACUGGAGCCAUUCUUCACUGCAUUCCACUGCUGCAGAGACACCUAGCACAGAUAGAGAGACAUCAGCUCUUCCAGGGAGCACUGUUAUUCUGGACAGCAGCACAGUGGCAUCAACUGCAACAUCCCGUUUGAUCACAAAUAUUCCUCCGCAGACAGAGGUUUCUAAAAUCACUGGCAGUAGCAAUACCGUUCCAAGGACAAUAUCAAUGGACAGCACAAGUAGCGAUACAACUGAUAUAGAAUCCAACAGCCCACCUGCCCUCACAUACAAAGUCUCCUCUACUACUUCUGUAGCUUCUGAGUUGGGUGAUAAAAGUACAACUUUUGUAGGAACCAAUCCAAUGACUCACCUAAGCACUACAGCAGGGACCCCAGCAGAAAUAUCUUCCAACAGUCCAGCCACAACUGGAUUCUCCACAGUAACAACUCUGCCGUGGUCAAUAAGAAGCACGAGGGAUGGCCCAGCAACUUUAAACCCCUUAGAAACAGAAUCCAGCACCUCUUCUUCCUCCUCACCUGUAUCAAAGAAUGAUUCCCAGGCGAGCGAGCAAACUGCUUCUAAUGCUGUCAGUGGGCACAUCUCUACUGUCACAAAUAAUGCUCCCAGUGAAGAAACAUCUUCUACAACUUCUGCGACUGUCACGGAAUCGAGCCUGGGCAUUAUAUCCACCAAAGGUGCAUUGUCACCAGUUACCUCUGAACCCAGUACAGAGGAGGACAUAAUAUCUUCCUCUAACCAUAGAACUGUGAACGAUGUAACAGCAAGAGACCGGAGCCAAUCCUCACUGCAUUCCACUGCUGCAGAGACACCCAGCACAGAUACAGAGACGUCAGCUCUUCCAGCGAGCACUGUUAUUGUGGACAGCAGCACAGUGGCACCAACUGCAACAUCCCGUUUGACCACAAAUAUUCCUCCGCAGACACAGGUUUCUCAAAUCACUGGCAGUAGUAAUACCGUUCCAAAGACAACAUCCAUGGAUAGCACAAGUAGUGGUACAACUGAUACAGAAUCCAACAGCCCACCUUCCCUCACAAACAAAGUCACCUCUACUUCUUCUGUAGCUUCUGAGUUGGGUGAUAAAAGUACAACUUUUGUAGGAACCAAUCCAGUGACUCACCUAAGCACUACAGCAGAGACCCCAGCAGAAAUAUCUUCCAACAGUCCAGCCACAACUGGAUUCUCCACAGAAACAACUCUGUCUUUGUCAACAACAAGCACAAGGGAUGGCCCAGCAACUUUAAACCCCUUAGAAACAGAAUCCAGCACCUCUUCUUCCUCCUCACCUGUAUCAAAGAAUGAUUCCGAGGCAAGCAAGCAAACUGCUUCUAAUGCUGUCAGUGGGUACGGCUCUACUGUCACAAGGAAUGGACACACUGAAGAAAUAUCUUCUACACCUUCUGCGACUGUCACGGAAUCCAGCUUUGGCAUUACAUCCACCAAAGGUGCAUUGUCAACAGUUACCUAUGAACCGAAUACAGAGGAGCACAUAACAACUUCCUUUAACAAGAGAACUGUGAACGAUGUAACAGCAACAGACCGGAGCGAUUCCUCACUGCAUUCAACUGCUGUAGAGACACCCAGCAGAGAUACAGAGAUGUCAGCUCUUCCAGUGAGCACUGUUAUUCUGGACAGCAACACAGUGGCACCAACUACAACAUCCCGUUUGACCACAAAAAUUCCGCCGCAGACAGAGGUUUCUCAAAUCACUGUCAUUAGUAAUACCGUUCCAAAGACAGCACCCAUGGGCAGCACAAGUAGCGAUACAACUGAUACAGAAUCCAACAGCCCACCUGCCCUCACAAACAAAGUCUCCUCUACUGCUUCUUUAGCUUCUGAGUUGGGUGAGAAAAGUACAACUUUUGUGGGAACCAAUCCAGUGACUCACCUAAGCACUAGAGCAGAGACCCCAGCAGAAAUAUCUUCCAACAGUCCAGCCACAACUGGAUUCUCCACAGAAACAACUCUGCCUUUGUCAACAACACACGCAAGGGAUGGCCCAGCAACUUCAAACCGCUUAGAAACAGAAUCCAGCACCUCUUCUUCCUCCUCACCUGUAUCAAUGAGUGAUUCGCAGGCAAGCGACCAAACUGCUUCUAAUGCUGUCAGUGAGCACGGCUCUACUGCCACAAGCAAUGCACGCACUGAAGAAACAUCCUCUACUCCUUCUGCGACUGUCACGGAAUCCAGCCUGGGCAUUACGUCCACCAAAGGUGCAUUGUCACUAGCUACCUCUGAACCGAAUACACAGGAGGACAUAACAUCUUCCUCUAACCAACGAACUCUGAACGAUGUAACAGCAAGAGACUGGAGCGAUUCCUCACUGCAUUCCACUGCUGCAGAGACACCCAGCAUAGAUAGAGAGACAUCAGCUCUUCCAGCGAGCACUGUUAUUGUGGACAGCAGCACAGUGGCACCAACUGCAACAUCCCGUUUGACCACAAAUAUUCCUCCGCAGACACAGGUUUCUCAAAUCACUGGCAGUAGUAAUACCGUUCCAAAGACAACAUCCAUGGAUAGCACAAGUAGUGGUACAACUGAUACAGAAUCCAACAGCCCACCUUCCCUCACAAACAAAGUCACCUCUACUUCUUCUGUAGCUUCUGAGUUGGGUGAUAAAAGUACAACUUUUGUAGGAACCAAUCCAGUGACUCACCUAAGCACUACAGCAGAGACCCCAGCAGAAAUAUCUUCCAACAGUCCAGUCACAACUGGAUUCUCCACAGAAACAACUCUGCCUUUGUCAACAACAAGCACAAGGGAUGGCCCAGCAACUUUAAACCCCUUAGAAACAGAAUCCAGCACCUCUUCUUCCUCCUCACCUGUAUCAAAGAAUGAUUCCGAGGCAAGCAAGCAAACUGCUUCUAAUGCUGUCAGUGGGCACGGCUCUACUGUCACAAGGAAUGGACACACUGAAGAAAUAUCUUCUACACCUUCUGCGACUGUCACGGAAUCCAGCUUUGGCAUUACAUCCACCAAAGGUGCAUUGUCAACAGUUACCUCUGAACCGAAUACAGAAGAGGACAUAACAACUUCCUUUAACCAGAGAACUGUGAACGAUGUAACAGGAACAGACCGGAGCGAUUCCUCACUGCAUUCAACUGCUGUAGAGACACCCAGCAGAGAUACAGAGAUGUCAGCUCUUUCAGUCAGCACUGUUAUUCUGGACAGCAACACAGUGGCACAAACUGUAACAUCCCGUUUGACCACAAAUAUUCCUCCGCAGACAGAGGUUUCUCAAAUCACUGGCAGUAGUAAUACCGUUCCAAAGACAGUACCCAUGGGCAGCACAAGUAGCGAUAGAACUGAUACAGAAUCCAACAGCCCACCUGCCCUCACAAACAAAGUCUCCUCUACUGCUUCUUUAGCUUCUGAGUUGGGUGAGAAAAGUACAACUUUUGUGGGAACCAAUCCAGUGACUCACCUAAGCACUAGAGCAGAGACCCCAGCAGAAAUAUCUUCCAACAGUCCAGCCACAACUGGAUUCUCCACAGAAACAACUCUGCCUUUGUCAACAACACACGCAAGGGAUGGCCCAGUAACUUCAAACCGCUUAGAAACAGAAUCCAGCACCUCUUCUUCCUCCUCACCUGUAUCAAUGAGUGAUUUGCAGGCAAGCGACCAAACUGCUUCUAAUGCUGUCAAUGAGCACGGCUCUACUGCCACAAGGAAUGCUCCCAGUGAAGAAACAUCUACAACUUCUGCGACUGUCACGGAAUCCAGCCUGGGCAUUAUAUCCACCAAAGGUUCAUUAUCACCAUUUACGUCUGAACCGAAUACACAGGAAGACAUAACAUCUUCCUCUAACCAACGAACUCUGAACGAUGUAACAGCAAGAGACUGGAGCCAAUCCUCACUGCAUUCAACUGCUGCAGAGACACCAAGCAGAUAUACAGAGACGUCAGCUCUUCCAGCGAGCACUGUUAUUGUGGACAGCAGCACAGUGGCACCAACUGCAACAUCCCGUUUCACCACAAAUAUUCUUCUGCAGACAGAGGUUUCCCAAAUCACUGGCAGUAGUAAUACCGUUCCAAAGACAGUACCCAUGGGGAGCACAAGUAGCGAUACAACUGAUACAGAAUCCAACAGCCUACCUGCCCUCACAAACAAGGUCUCCUCCACUGCUUCUGCAGCUGCUGAGUUGGGUGAUAAAAGUACAACUUUUGUAGGAACCAAUCCAGUGACUCACCUAAGCACUACAGCAGAGACCCCAGCAGAAAUAUCUUCCAACAGUCCAGCCACAACUGGAUUCUCCACAGAAACAACUCUGUCUUUGUCAACAACAAGCACAAGGGAUGGCCCAGCAACUUUAAACCCCUUAGAAACAGAAGCCAGCACCUCUUCUUCCUCCUCACCUGUAUCAAAGAGUGAUUCCGAGGCAAGCAAGCAAACUGCUUCUAAUGCUGUCAGUGGGCACGGCUCUACUGUCACAAGGAAUGGACACACUGAAGAAAUAUCUUCUACACCUUCUGCGACUGUCACGGAAUCCAGCUUUGGCAUUACAUCCACCAAAGGUGCAUUGUCAACUGUUACCUCUGAACCGAAUACAGAGGAGGACAUAACAACUUCCUUUAACCAGAGAACUGUGAACGAUGUAACAGCAACAGACCGGAGCGAUUCCUCACUGCACUCAACUGCUGUAGAGACACCCAGGAGAGAUACAGAGAUGUCAGCUCUUCCAGUGAGCACUGUUAUUCUGGACAGCAACACAGUGGCACCGUCUGCAACAUCCCGUUUGACCACAAAUAUUCCUCCGCAGACAGAGGUUUCUCAAAUCACUGGCAUUAGUAAUACCGUUCCAAAGACAGUACCCAUGGGUAGCACAAGUAGCGAUACAACUGAUACAGAAUCCAACAGCCCACCUGCCCUCACAAACAAAGUCUCCUCUACUGCUUCUUUAGCUUCUGAGUUGGUUGAGAAAAGUACAACUUUUGUGGGAACCAAUCCAGUGACUCACCUAAGCACUAGAGCAGAGACCCCAGCGGAAAUAUCUUCCAACAGUCCAGCCACAACUGGAUUCUCCACAGAAACAACUCUGUAUUUGUCAACAACAAGCACAAGGGAUGGCCCAGCAACUUCAAACCGCUUAGAAACAGAAACCAGCACCUCUUCUUCCUCCUCACCUGUAUCAAUGAGUGAUUCGCAGGCAAGCGACCAAACUGCUUCUAAUGCUGUCAGUGAGCACGACUCUACUGCCACAAGCAAUGCACGCACUGAAGAAACAUCCUCUACUCCUUCUGCGACUGCCACGGGAUCCAGCCUGGGCAUUACAUCCACCAAAGGUGCAUUGUCACUAGUUACCUCUGAACCGAAUACACAGAAGGACAUAACAUCUUCCUCUAACCAACAAACUCUGAACGAUGCAACAGCAAGACACCGGAGCCUUUCCUCACUGCAUUCCACUGCUGCAGAGACACCCAGCGGAGAUAGAGAGACGUCAGCUCUUCCAGUGAGGAGUGUUAUUGUGGACAGCAGCACAGUGGCACCAACUGCAAUAUCCCGUUUGACCACAAAUAUUCCUCCGCAGACAGAGGUUUCUCAAAUCACUGGCAGUAGUAAUACCAUUCCAAAGACAGUACCCAUGGGCAGCACAAGUAGCGAUACAACUGAUACAGAAUCCAACAGCCCACCUGCCCUCACAAACAAAGUCUCCUCUACUGCUUCUUUAGCUUCUGAGUUGGGUGAGAAAAGUACAACUUUUGUGGGAACCAAUCCAGUGACUCACCUAAGCACUAGAGCAGAGCCCCCAGCAGAAAUAUAUUCCAACAGUCCAGCCACAACUGGAUUCUCCACAGAAACAACUCUGUCUUUGUCAACAACAAGCACAAGGGAUGGCCCAGCAACUUCAAACCGCUUAGAAACAGAAUCCAGCACCUCUUCUUCCUCCUCACCUGUAUCAAAGAGUGAUUCCGAGGCAAGCAAGCAAACUGCUUCUAAUGCUGUCAGUGGGCACGGCUCUACUGUCACAAGGAAUGGACACACUGAAGAAAUAUCUUCUACACCUUCUGCGACUGUCACGGAAUCCAGCUUUGGCAUUACAUCCACCAAAGGUGCAUUGUCAACAGUUACCUCUGAACCGAAUACACAGAAGGAAAUAAAAUCUUCCUCUAACCAACAAACUCUGAACGAUGUAACAGCAAGACACCGGAGCCAUUCUUCACUGCAUUCCACUGCUGCAGAGACACCUAACGGGGAUAGAGAGACGUCAGCUCUUCCAGUGAGCACUGUUAUUCUGGACAGCAAGACAGUGGCACCAACUACAACAUCCCAUUUGACCACAAAUAUUCCUCCGCAGACAGAGGUUUCUCAAAUCACUGGCAGUAGUAGUACCGUUCCAAAGACAGUACCCAUGGGCAGCACAAGUAGCGAUACAACUGAUACAGAAUCCAACAGCCCACCUGCUCUCACAAACAAAGUCUCCUCUACUGCUUCUUUAGCUUCUGAGUUGGGUGAUAAAAGUACAACUUUUGUGGGAACCAAUCCAGUGACUCAUCUAAGCACUACAGCAGAGACCCCAGCAGAAAUAUCUUCCAACAGUCCAGCCACAACUGGAUUCUCCACAGAAAUAACUCUGCCCUUGUCAACAACAAGCACAAUGGAUGGCCCAGCAACUUCAAACCGCUUAGAAACAGAAUCCAGCACCUCUUCUUCCUCCUCACCUGUAUCAAUGAGUGAUUCGCAGGCAAGCGACCAAACUGCUUCUAAUGCUGUCAGUGAGCACGUCACUACUGUCACAAGUAAUGCUCCCAGUGAAGAAACAUCUACAACUUCUGCGACUGUCACGGAAUCCAGCCUGGGCAUUAUAUCCACCAAAGGUUCAUUGUCACCAUUUACGUCUGAACCGAAUACACAGGAAGACAUAACAUCUUCCUCUAACCAACGAACUCUGAACGAUGUAACAGCAAGAGACCUGAGCCAAUCCUCACUGCAUUCAACUGCUGCAGAGACACCCAGCAGAGAUACAGAGAUGUCAGCUUUUCCUGUGAGCACUGUUAUUCUGGAUAGCAACACAGUGGCACCAACUACAACAUCCCGUUUCAACACAAAUAUUCCUCCGCAGACAGAGGUUUCUCAAAUCACUGGCAGUAGUAAUACCGUUCCAAAGACAGUACCCAUGGGCAGCACAAGUAGCCAUACAACAGAUACAGAAUCCAACAGCCCACCUGCCCUCACAAACAAAGUCUCCUCUACUGCUUCUGUAGCUUCUGAGUUGGGUGAUAAAAGUACAACUUUUGCAGGAAGCAAUCCAGUGACUCACCUAAGCACUACAGCAGAGACCCCAGGAGAAAUAUCUUCCAACAGUCCUGCCACAACUGGAUUCUCCACAGAAACAACUCUGCGUUUGUCAACAAGAAGCACAAGGGAUGGCCCAGCAACGUUAAACCCCUUAGAAACAGAAUCCAGCACCUCCUUUUCCUCCUCACCUGUAUUAAUGAGUGUUUCUCAGGAAAGCGAGCAAACUGCUUCUAAUGCUGUCAGUGAGCACGGCUCUACAGCCACAAGGAAUGGACGCACUGAAGAAACAUCCUCUGCUCCUUCUGCCACUGUCACGGAAUCCAGCCUGGGCAUUACGUCCACCAAAGAUGCACUGUCACUAGUUACCUCUGAACCGAAUACACAGGAGGACAUAACAUCUUCCUCUUACCAAAGAACUCUGAACGAUGUAACAGGAAGAGACCGGAACUAUUCCUCACUGCAUUCAACUGCUGCAGAGACACCUAGAAAAGAUACAGAGAUGUCAGCUCUUCCAGUGAGCAGUGUUAUUCUGGACGGCAACACAGUGGCACCAACUACAACAUCCCGUUUCACCACAAAUAUUCCUCCGCAGACAGAGGUUUCUCAAAUCACUGGCACUAGUAAUACCAUUCCAAAGACAGUACCCAUGGGCAGCACAAGUAGCUAUAGAACUGAUACAGAAUCCAACAGCCCACCUGCCCUCACAAACAAAGUCUCCUCUACUGCUUCUGUAGCUUCUGAGUUGGGUGAUAAAAGUACAACUUUUGUUGGAAGCAAUCCAGUGACUCACCUAAGCACUAGAGCAGAAACCCCAGCAGAAAUAUCUUCCAACAGUCCAGCCACAACUGGAUUCUCCACAGAAACAACUCUGCCUUUGUCAACAAGAAGCAGAAGGGAUGGCCCUGCAACUUCAAACCUCUUAGAAACAGAAUCCAGCACCUCUUCUUCCUCCUCACCUGUAUCAAAGAGUGAUUCCCAGGCAAGCGAGGAAACUGCUUCUAAUGCUGUCAAUGAGCACGGCUCUACUGCCACAAGCAAUGCACGCACUAAAGAAACAUCCUCUACUCCUUCUGCCCCUGUCACGGAAUCCAGCUUGGGCAUUACGUCCAUCAAAGGUGGAUUGUCACCAGUUACCUCUGAACCAAAUACACCGGAGGACAUAACAUCUUCCUCUAACCAAGAAACUCUGAACGAUGUAACAGCAAGAGACUGGAGCCAUUCCUCACUGCAUUCCACUGCUGCAGAGACACCCAGCACAGAUAGAGAGAUGUCAGCUCUUCCAGUGAGCACUGUUAUUUUGGACAGCAGCACAGUGGCACCAAGUGGAACAUCCCGUUUGACCACAAAUAUUCCUCCGCAGAUAGAGGUUUCUCAAAUCACUGGCAGUAGUAAUACUGUUCCAAAGACUGUACCCAUGGGUAGCACAAUUAGCGAUACAACUGAUACAGUAUCCAACAGCCCACCUGCCUUCACAAACAAAGUCUCCUCUACUGCUUCUGUAGCUUCUGAGUUGGGUGAUAAAAGUACAACUUUUGUAGAAACCGAUCCAGUGACUCACCUAAGCACUAGAGCAGAGACCCCAGCAGAAAUAUCUUCCAACCGUCCAGCCACAACGGGAUUCUCCACAGAAACAACUCUGCGUAUGUCAACAGCAAGCACAAGGGGUGGCCCAGCAACAUUAAACCCCUUAGAAACAGAAUCCAGCACCUCUUCUUCCUCCUCACCUAUAUCAAAGAGUGAUUCCCAGGGAAGCGAGCAAACUGCUUCUAAUGCUGUCAGCGAACACGGCUCUACUGCCACAAGCAAUGCACACACUGAAGAAAUAUCCUCUACUCCUUCUGCCACUGUCACAGAAUCCAGCUUGGGCAUUACGUCCUCCAAAGGUGCAUUGUCACCAGUUACCUCUGAACCGAAUACACAGGAGGACAUAACAUCUUCCUCUAACCAACGAACUCUGAACGAUGUAACAGCAAGAGACUGGAGCCAUUCCUCACUGCAUUCAACUGCUGCAGAGACACUCAGGACAGAUAGAGAGACAUCAGCUCUUCCAGUGAGCACUGUUAUUCUGGAUAGCAGCACAGUGUUACCAACUGCCACAACCCGUUUGACCACAAAUAUUCCUCCGCAGACAGAGGUUUCUCAAAUCACUGGCUAUAGUAAUACUGUUCCAAAGACAGUACCCAUGGGCAGCACAAGUAAUGAUAGAACUGAUAGAGAAUCCAACAGCCUGCCUGCCCUCACAAACAAAGUCUCCUCUACUGCUUCUGUAGCUUCUGAGUUGGAUGAUAAAAGUACCGCUUUUGCAGGAACCAAUCCAAUGACUCACCUAAGCACUAUGGCUCAGACUCGAGCAGAAAUAUCUUCCACAACUAAAUUCUCUUCUGCUCUCACUGAGUUAGACACUUCAUUUUCAUUAACAUCUGUAACUUCAUCAGAAUCUAGUUCUGUUUCAAAUCCUGUCCAAAUUUCUACAGUUACUGACAUGAUUAAUGCCAAUGAAACCAUUAUGGUGUCCUCCAGAACACCUAAAUCUAUCAUAUCUAUUAAUGUUCUGAACACUACAAUAUCUCAGAUUUCUCCUACUUUUUCCACACCCAACAUAUCUGUUUCCCCACCAACUACAGCCACAAUAAUUUCUGCUAGUCCUACAAAGACAUCAUUAUCUAGCAAAUCCACAGUUAUUGUUUCUACAAUUGUAACAGCAGGAGAUACUUCCUCGAAGAAUACAAAGCCCACAGUUAGAAAUACAGCACCCGAAGCUGGCACUGUUUCAGCUAUCACAGAAAAUACAUUACCACAAGGAACUUGCACUUCACUUAUUUUUUCCAUACAACUUGAGAAAGUAACCAGUGAAGUGAUACAGUUGAAUUGGACUCCUGAAGGUGGGACAAGAGAUAGCCCUUACACUGUCUAUCUGUUGAGGGAUAACACAGUGACGAAUAAGAGCACUACGAAUGAAACAUGGAUAGCAUUUGGAGAUCUGGUUCCUGGUUAUGAAUAUAUAAUAUCUGUGGAAGUUUUAACUUGUGCUAAGAAGAUCAAUACUUCAAGGAGAGUUCGCACAGAAGCUAAAACAUUUGACGGAAAAACCAGGAUUACAAAUGAGGAAUUCAAACCUGAGUAUAACAACAAAUCAAGUGAAGAAUUUAAGGAUUUUGAAAAGAAGUUCAUUGCGGAGAUAAGAAAAAACUUGCCACCUGAGAUGCAAAGGUUACUAGAUGAAGGAAAAAUGCGUAUAGUAAUCAACAAUCUUAGUAGUGGCAGUAUAGUUGUGGACUUUAUGAUUGUUUUGGAUGUAGAAGAAAAUUUAACAAAAACAGAGCUCACAGCUGCUUUUACAGAGGCCUUUAACAACAGUACAGAAUUUCAAACGGAUGGCAACGGUACACUUAUAGAAGAAACGAAUAGUUGUGAGACGGGAUUUAAUGGUUGUUCUGAACAUGCCACAUGCAACGUUAGCGGGUCAUCUUAUUCCUGUCAGUGUCAGGCUGGAUUCACAGACUUUAGUCCCAAUGUACCUGGGAGAGAUUGCCGAGAACCAGCUGGAGAGCCGGUGACAAUUGCACCAUCAAGACAGCCAUCUACAUCAAAGCCAUCUGUUGAAAGCAUUAGCCUCACACAAGAAUCUAAAACUGCACCUGCAACUUCUAUAAACACGACAGUUCCGUUACCAGUGCUGAGUCCACAAUCUACAUCACUGAUAUAUCCAACCUCAGUAAAUUUAACAAAUUUAAUUACUUCCUUAAUAACUACUACACUUCAACCUACAAUUGAAGUCACUUCAACGAAUACUGUGAGUAAAGUGCCCACAAGUAACGUAACACUUAUCAGUCCUACUGGGAAUACUAUAAUUACAAGUACUGAAAUAGAUCAAAGUACUCCCACAGAAAAAACAACGCCAAUAUAUACAGACACAAUAGCAACUACAGAGAAACAUUUUUCAACACCCGCCAUGACUGAAACACGUGUAACUUUGCCAGUAUCUUCAUCAGUAGCUACAAAAGCCACAAAUACAUAUUCCAUAAAUAAUACAUCCCUGGAAACUACCCCCUUAGGAACAAUUGCGACGCAGUCCACUGCAGCUCCUGUGUCUAAUGCAGUGCUAACAAAUGGCACUUCUAGGCCUUCUCCUGCUACGGACACUAAUGACAUAUCUACAGCCCCUUCCACAAUAAUUAGUGUGGACACCACAAUAACACCUUCACUUGUUUCCACCACACCACUAUCCUUAUUGUCUACAGCUUCUUCUACAGAGAGAAUUUCUACAGGUUCAUCAGGUACAUCAUCUACUGAUACAACCAGAGUAACUGCGAUUGUGGAACUCAGCACUAAUUCUGUGAGUUCAACCACAAGAAUUUCAACAACAUUUUCUACAAUCCCUGUGACAACUCCAUACAGGUCUACAGUUGUAACAUCUCAUGAGACUUUCAACAGGACGACAAGGUCUACAGUUAUAGUUACAGGAUCUACAACAAAUCCUAUUUUAACUACCACAUCAGGAGCUUGCAGUGAGUUAAUUAAUAUUGCACAGUAA